Pezoporus occidentalis (night parrot) is the source of this 11617-nucleotide messenger RNA. RefSeq names its product adhesion G protein-coupled receptor L3 (gene ADGRL3). Gene Ontology annotation, molecular function: G protein-coupled receptor activity; carbohydrate binding. NCBI's taxonomy places the organism in Eukaryota, Metazoa, Chordata, Aves, Psittaciformes, Psittacidae. The transcript is spliced from 27 exons. Bases 1525 to 6093 code for a protein of 1522 amino acids. Gene Ontology annotation, cellular component: plasma membrane. Gene Ontology annotation, biological process: cell surface receptor signaling pathway; adenylate cyclase-activating G protein-coupled receptor signaling pathway. The record is from RefSeq and is a predicted model, not a curated record.
GCUCGGCGGUAGCCCCCGGUGGUGCGGAGCCGUGCCGUGCCGUGCCGGCCGUCUGGCUGCUAGGUGGAGCCCGCGUCCGCGCAACUCAGAUCCGGGCCCUCGCCGCUCCCCCGCCUCUCGGCUCGUCGCCCGCCCGGCUCCGUGCAGUCGCCUCCGGGCAGGGCAGCAUCGCUGAGCUUCCCGCCGCUGCUUCCUCCUCCUCGUCCUCCUCCCCGGGUCCCCAUUCCCGCCGCCGGCCCAGCCCUGCGGGGGACGCUGGUGCUGCGGGUCCCGCCGCCUCGGAGCCCACUCCCCGUGUUUGUACGUGUGCGGUGCGUGUGUGUGCGUGCGCUGUGCAGAGCUGAACCAAGCCGUGCCGGCGGGGCCUCCCGCCCGCGGCCAUGGGCCCCCCCCGUGCCCGUUAGGCACCGCGCGGGGCGCGCCGGCGGAGCCGCCCCCCGCCCGCCUGUCCGCGCCGAGCCGCGCCGGGGCUGGCGGUCUCCGCAGCGGGAGAAGGAGGAGGAGGAGGAAGAAGAGGAGGAAAGAUCUGGGGUGCCGGCGGAACGCGGGGGGCUGAGGACCACCCGCCUCCGUUUGCGCGGGCGCCUUUGUGUCCCCCAGCCCCGGUGGAGCGAGGGGCCGCGGGCAGGGGAGCGGAUGCAAAGAGCGGCUGGUGCUGGAGGGGGAAGAGAAAAAGGGGGAUGGUGGAAGAUUUCUCUCCCUUUUUUUUUUUUUUUAUUUUUUUUUUCGGUGGUCUCUUCGGCAGCGGCUGUUCUUCUCCAGCAGCGGCAGCAGCAGCAGCAAAAAAAGCAGAGGCAAUGACUCUGCCGCAUACGAAUCGCCUGGCCGGUGGUGCCGGCUCUGGAGACAUCACCUUGCUCUGAAGUUGCCCACCUGGAGGAGGUAAAUCGGAGCCGGGCUUCGGUCCAGAAGGGUCGGCGGCGACGGGGGAGAGAAGGGAGCGAUCGCCUCCCCCCAUCUCCACACACCCUCCGUCCUCCGGGAGGAAGCCUGUGUAGCAGAAGAACACGGCAGAAAAGGAGAGACUUUCUCUUCCUUUUUUUUUUCUUUUCUUUUUUUUUUUUUUCCUUCCUUGAGGGACGUUCCUUGCUUCUCAUCUCCCCUUUUCCUCCUGGUUGGGGGCUUUGGUACUGUGGUCAGGUCUGCUUCCUACCCCCACCCCUGGUUUUAAUGGCUGGAUUGUGGCAGCAGCUCCCUGCUGCAGGUUGUUGAGGAACUGAUGGAGACUUGCAUCUCAGGAGCCGGAGGUGACUAAAGAAAUGCUGAAUUCAGUACUCUGCAAAAAAUAGCGUGUGGAUUUUUAGCACCUGAAGAACAAGAAAAGGUCUCAGACUCUGGAUACUGGCUGUGGGAUUUUUUUUUUAAUUUGGGGGGGGGGGGGGGGAUUUAUUUUUUUUUUCUUCCUUUUUGGAUGUGAAUUGAAGGCCAACAGUUGAAGUGUUGGAAGCAAGUGCAGGAGGACAUUCACCUUGUUUUAUUUGAACCCUUGUUUGCUGCUAUACUUUCAAGCCCUCCUUCACAGUCAUGUGGUCAUCACAGCUGCUGUUCUUCACAAUGCUCUUAACACCGUUAUCCCAUGCCUGGAUUUCUUUUAAAACAGCUUUCAGCCGUGCCCCGGUCCCCAUGGCUGUGGUCCGAAGGGAGCUGUCCUGUGAGAGUUACCCCAUAGAGCUUCGCUGCCCGGGAACAGAUGUUAUCAUGAUUGAAAGUGCCAACUAUGGGAGGACUGAUGAUAAAAUCUGUGACUCUGAUCCUGCUCAGAUGGAGAAUAUCCGCUGUUAUCUGCCAGAUGCCUAUAAGAUUAUGACUCAAAGAUGCAGUAAUCGGACCCAAUGUGCAGUUGUCGCUGGCCCUGAUGUGUUUCCAGACCCUUGCCCUGGGACAUACAAGUACCUGGAAGUGCAGUAUGAAUGUGUCCCUUACAUUUUUCUUUGCCCUGGACUGCUGAAAGGAGUAUACCAGAGCGAACACUUAUUUGAAUCUGACCACCAAUCUGGUGCCUGGUGCAAGGACCCUCUGCAGGCAUCUGACAAGAUCUACUACAUGCCCUGGACACCGUACCGGACGGACACACUGACGGAGUACUCCUCCAAGGAUGACUUCAUUGCUGGGAGACCAACUACUACCUACAAACUCCCUCACCGGGUGGAUGGCACAGGGUUCGUGGUGUAUGAUGGGGCUUUGUUCUUCAACAAGGAACGAACCAGGAACAUAGUCAAGUUUGACUUGCGGACAAGGAUAAAAAGCGGGGAGGCUAUCAUAGCUAAUGCAAAUUAUCAUGACACCUCUCCCUACCGCUGGGGAGGCAAGUCUGAUAUAGACUUGGCUGUGGAUGAGAACGGGCUGUGGGUAAUCUAUGCAACAGAACAAAAUAAUGGCAAAAUAGUCAUUAGCCAGUUAAACCCUUACACAUUAAGGAUUGAAGGGACGUGGGAUACUGCCUAUGACAAGAGGUCAGCUUCUAACGCCUUCAUGAUCUGUGGGAUUUUGUAUGUGGUGAAAUCUGUGUAUGAAGAUGAUGACAAUGAAGCCACAGGGAAUAAAAUAGACUACAUAUAUAACACUGACCAAAGCAAGGAUAGCAUGGUGGAUGUACCCUUUCCAAACUCCUACCAGUAUAUUGCUGCUGUGGAUUAUAAUCCCCGGGACAACCUCCUUUAUGUAUGGAACAACUAUCAUGUUGUGAAAUAUUCCUUGGAUUUUGGCCCACUGGACAGCAGAGCAGGGCAGGCUCACCAUGGGCAGGUCUCCUACAUUGCCCCACCAAUCCACCUCGAUUCGGAUCUGGAGAGGCCGCCAUCCAAGGGAGUGUCAACAUCAGGGGCUCUAAGCCCAGGGAGCACCACGGCCAGCACUACAGCACGGAUGGUCACCAGCAGCAGCAGCCGCCCCACCACGACCUCGGCCUCAGGCAGGAGGAACAGGAGCACCAGCACGCCAUCACCCAUGGCUGAUGUCCCCAAUGAAAUGACCACUCACCUCCCGCCUGCCUCCUCCCAGCUGCCACCGGCUGGUGCAGAGAGCUGCGACCCCAUGGAAGCCCGUGAUAUUACGUGGUCUCGAACUCGGCAGGGACAGGUGGCAAAGCAGCCAUGUCCUAUGGGCUCUAUAGGUGUUGCAACCUUCCGGUGUCUUGCGCCAGAUGGGAUUUGGGAGCCCCAAGGACCUGAUCUCAGCAACUGUUCUUCUCCCUGGAUCAACCACAUCACUCAGAAGAUGAAGUCGGGGGAGAUGGCUGCCAACAUUGCCCGAGAGCUUGCAGAGCACACAAAAAACCACUUGUAUGCUGGUGACAUCGCAUACUCUGUGUCUGCCAUGGUCCAGCUGGUGAACUUGCUUGACGUGCAGCUCCGAAACCUGACUCCGGGUGGGAAGGACAGUGCUGCACGCAGCUUAAAUAAGCUUCAGAAAAGGGAGCGCUCUUGCAGGGCCUAUGUCCAGGCCAUGGUGGAGACAGUGAACAACCUCCUGCAGCCACAGGCUCUGAAUGCAUGGAGGGACCUGAAUGCAAGUGAACAGCAGCGCGCAGCCACCAAGUUACUCGACACUGUGGAGGACAGUGCCUUUGUGCUGGCUGAUAACCUGCUGAAGACCGACAUCGUCCGGGAAAACACUGACAACAUCCAGCUGGAAGUUGCAAGACUAAGCACAGAUGGGAAUCUGGAGGAUCUGAAGUUUCCCCAGAACAUGGGCCAUGGGAGUGCCAUUCAGCUGUCAGCAAAUACCUUGAAACAAAAUGGUCGAAACGGUGAAAUCAGGGUAGCUUUUGUGCUGUACAAUAACCUGGGCACUUACCUCUCCACGGAGAAUGCCAGCAUGAAACUGGGAACAGAAGCAAUGUCGACGAAUCAUUCCGUCAUUGUCAACUCCCCUGUCAUCACGGCAGCAAUAAACAAAGAGUUCAGCAAUAAGGUUUACCUAGCUGAUCCCGUGGUGUUUACUGUCAAGCACAUCAAGUCAGAAGAAAAUUUCAAUCCAAACUGUUCAUUCUGGAGCUAUACAAAGCGUACAAUGACAGGGUACUGGUCCACCCAGGGGUGUCGCCUCCUGACAACUAACAAGACACACACCACAUGCUCCUGCAAUCACCUAACGAACUUUGCGGUCCUGAUGGCACAUGUGGAAGUUAAGCACAGCGAUGCAGUCCAUGACCUGCUCCUGGACUUCAUCACAUGGGUUGGCAUCCUGCUGUCACUGGUCUGCCUCCUGAUCUGCAUCUUCACCUUCUGCUUCUUCCGUGGACUUCAGAGUGACCGCAACACGAUUCACAAAAACUUGUGCAUCAGCCUCUUUGUGGCAGAACUCCUCUUCCUCAUUGGCAUUAACCGGACUGACCAACCGAUUGCCUGUGCCGUCUUUGCUGCCCUCCUGCACUUCUUCUUCCUGGCAGCUUUCACCUGGAUGUUCCUGGAGGGGGUGCAGCUCUACAUCAUGCUCGUGGAGGUUUUUGAGAGUGAACACUCCCGGAGGAAGUAUUUCUAUUUGGUUGGCUAUGGCAUGCCUGCACUGAUUGUGGCUGUAUCAGCAGCGGUGGACUACAGGAGCUAUGGCACAGACAAAGUAUGUUGGCUCCGACUUGACACCUACUUCAUUUGGAGCUUUAUAGGACCGGCGACCUUGAUAAUUAUGCUUAAUGUCAUCUUCCUUGGGAUUGCUCUCUAUAAAAUGUUUCAUCAUACUGCCAUACUGAAACCCGAAUCUGGAUGUCUUGACAAUAUAAACUAUGAGGAUAACAGACCCUUCAUCAAGUCCUGGGUUAUAGGUGCCAUAGCCCUGCUCUGCCUAUUAGGACUCACCUGGGCAUUUGGACUCAUGUAUAUUAAUGAAAGCACAGUCAUCAUGGCGUAUCUCUUCACCAUAUUCAAUUCUCUGCAGGGAAUGUUUAUAUUCAUUUUCCAUUGUGUCCUCCAGAAAAAGGUACGUAAAGAGUAUGGAAAAUGCCUGCGCACACAUUGCUGUAGUGGGAAAAGUACAGAGAGCUCUAUCGGCUCAGGAAAGACCUCAGGGUCACGGACACCUGGAAGAUAUUCCACAGGUUCACAGAGCCGGAUUCGUAGGAUGUGGAAUGACACAGUUCGAAAGCAGUCCGAGUCUUCCUUUAUUACUGGAGAUAUAAACAGUUCAGCUUCACUCAACAGAGGAGCCAUGGCUAAUCAUCUUAUAACCAAUGCUCUGCUUCGUCCUCAUGGCACUAACAACCCUUAUAAUACAUUGCUCGGGGAAACGGCGGUCUAUAACAACCCUUCUGUCAGCAUGUACAACGCACAAGAGCCCUACAGAGAGACAAAGGGGCUUCUGAACAAUGCCAGGGAUACAAGUGUCACGGAUACUCUACCACUGAAUGGUAAUCACAGCAACAGCUACAGCAUCGCCAGCGGCGAGUACCUCAGCAACUGCGUGCAAAUCCUUGAUCGUGGGUACAACCACACCGAGAACGCCCUCGAGAAAAAGAUUCUGAAGGAACUCACCUCCAACUACAUCCCUUCCUACCUGAACAACCAUGAGCGCUCCAGCGAGCAGAGCCGCAACCUGAUGAACAAACUUGUCAACAGCGUGGGCGGCGGGAGUGAGGAUGACGCCAUUGUGCUGGACGACGCCACCUCCUUCACCCACGAGGAGAGCCUGGGCCUGGAGCUCAUCCAUGAGGAGUCGGAUGCCCCGCUGCUGCCCCCCCGGGUAUACUCUGCGGACAACCACCAGCCCCACCUCUACAGCCGGCGGUGCAUCCCGCAAGACAACAGUGAGAGUUUUUUCCCCUUGCUGACCAACGAGCACACGGACGACCUCCAGUCACCCAACAGGGAUUCUCUCUAUACCAGUAUGCCCGCGCUGGCCGGCAUGCCCAUGACGGAAAGUGUCACAGCCAGCACCCAGACCGAUCCCCCACCAGCCAAAAGCAAUGGUGGCGACGCUGAUGAUGUUUACUACAAAAGUAUGCCCAACCUUGGCUCCAGGAACCACGUCCAUCAGCUACACACUUACUACCAGCUAGGUCGAGGCAGCAGCGACGGUUUUAUAGUCCCACCAAACAAAGAGGGAACCCCCCCGGACGGCAAUGCAAAAGGACCUGCUCACUUGGUCACUAGUCUAUAGAAGAUUCAGCAAAAAUUAAGCAAAGAGACAACAAAAAGCCCCUCCGUAACGCUCGGUUUACUGUUCUGAGUUAAUCCAAACAGUGGUAAUAUUGUGUGUACUCCUAAAUCUUCAUGCUGUUCGAAAGGAAACUCUUGGACUUUUUUUACUGGAAUUUUUAGGCCGGCCCGGAGAGGACAGUAACUGCUGCCCCCCCCCCCCCCUUCUCCCCCCAUCCUCCUUCCCUCCAGAUAGACUUCAUUAUGUUAAUGAAAGAGAUAGAUAACGGCACGCUUUGUGGCCUUCUCAAGUUAUGCCGUGUUUGUUUAAACAAUCCUUGAUGCUGUGUUGCUCUUAAUACCAAGGACCUGAUUUAAGAGGAAAAAAAUUAAAAAAAGGCAAAAACAAACAAACAAAAGUAAAGAAAAAAUAAAAGGCCAAAAAUGUGCAUUUAAAACUAGUAGCGAUGACUCAUCUAGGUGGGAGCGCUGCACAAAAACAAGCUAGCAAAACUCUUUCUUACCAAUCCAGAUCACCUCAUGGGUUUUGGUCACUCACAACUUGGUUUCACUGCAGCGCCCUUUGCUGUGGGAGCAAACAAAACAAAAAUUUAAUGAGAUGGAAGGGAAUCCUAGAAUUCUGUGCUAAAGGCAUAUUUUAUGUUUUGCUGUAUUAACGGAUGAUAAAAACUAAUGGCAGAUAAAGAGAAGAGAACAAUUUCUAUGUAAUGUACAGAUACUAGCAUUGCACAUAUAGUCUGCUUUCUGUUCCUCCAGAACUUGCGUCCCUGUUAAUGUAGUGGAAAAAAAAACAAAAAACUUUUUUCUGUUGUGCUGGUCUUGUAAGUUUGUCUACCAGUAGGAGCAAGGUUUUUCAUAACUCCUCCUUUUUUUUUCGGUUUUGUUUUGCCUCUUCCACUGUUCCUCACCUUCAUCCUGUCCCCAUCCCAGUAAAAAAAAAAAAAUCUCUGGGGAAAAAAAAAAACAAACAUCACUUUAUAAGGACUAUUUUUAGUAACACCAUCACCAUUUCUUUUCAGCCAAGGCAGUCUUUUUAUUUCCUCGCUGUACAACUUUCUACAGCCAGUGUAUUGCUGGCAGACCUCUUGGCAGACUAGACCAGGGCAAACUUCCCCAUUGACAGUGCACAACCGAUCGUGACAAUAAUCCUGUGAAGCGUCUUUGGCAAGCAGCCCCUCAGCCAGGCCGUAGGGUUGCAUCCAGGAGCUGAGAGGUUCAUUUUAUUGUCAUAGCAGGGCUUCCACAGGAGAUGGCCAUUUUCCUGGAGGAGCAAAGAGCCUUCACGGCUCAAUCUGGUCCCCGGUUUAGGCACUUGUACUGCAGUGGUUAAGAAAACUGAUUGAUGUGUAGUGAGCUAAAAAGUACUUUGCAGUGAUUAAAAAAAAAGGUCUUCUGUUCAUUAUUUUUCCUAACAGGAAAUUUAUUUAUUUGACAGGAUUUUUAAUUAACAUAGGCUUUCUGGAGGUAAAUUAGCAGCACGGAGUAUGAAUAAUUAUUUUUUUUCUUUUUUUAUUUUUUAUUUUUUUUUAAUUUAUGAUCCAUUUUGUACGGUCUCAACAGUUGAAUGACCUCAUUACUAAUAUUUGUUGUAAAAGUGAAGCUUGUUUGCCAACCAAUAAACAACUGAUCACGAUUUAGAAGAUACUGUAUGUAUGUACUGUACAAUUAAUCUCUCCUUUUUUGUUGUUGUUGUUGUUCAUCUCUCCAUUACUGUCUUCAGUACAAGUCUCCACUCCUUUAUGGCAUGGGUGAGCAAUGCCAAAGAAAGGAGGCCUAAGCUGAGCAAUUUAAGCACAAAGGUUACACAGCUGCGGCUGACUAGAAAUAUCAGGCUAACAGUACUUGUUUAGGGGUAAGAACAACACUGAUCGAUACUUGUUGCAGGUGAUUCUAGGUCUGUUUUGUGCCUACUGUAUAAACUAGCCAACGACACGCGGAUUAUUUGAGUAUAGUAUUUCAUGUGUCGUACCUUUUAAUCAUUGUAAUGUUUUAAUUUUUUUUUUUUUUUAAGUUUGUUUUUUCUGAGAUUAAAAAACUGCUGGUAGCAUGUCAAAGAGUAAAACAAGUCCCCGUUAGGCCUCCUCAGUCAUUGUUUGCUGUCUCUUUAUUUUCUUGCUCCGAGCAUAUGCAAAGCACCAUCAUUGUCCUAGGCUACAUAACCCUUCCCAAUCCCAUGACUGCCGAUUGCCCGCUGGCACUUUGCCACUCUCAUUUAGCUUCCCCUUUCAAAUCCCUUGGGAGCAAUUAGGAUUCAUCGUCAGGAUAUAGAAGGCCACACAAUAGACUAGAAAGAUUGACAGUGAAAAUAAUCACCUCCGGACACGCUUUUUCCUGAUUUUUCAGUCUGUGAUUUUUCACAAAACCCUCCCGUGACUUGGCCUUUGGCAUCUGGUGCUGCCUCUGUCCAAACUGCCUCUAUCUGACUCCCAUCAAGCUGGGUAAAAGCCAGAACAUUUGGAAGAGGCAGGUGAUGCCUGUGUUAGACAAUAUAUUCCCAGUACUGAGAAUAAAUGUAGCAGCAGAGCACCUCUGUCCCAGGGUUGUCCUCACACGGAGCGAUGCUGCUCAGUUCUGCUCAGCAGGGACUUGGUGCGGGUGAAACCCAGGGGUUGGUGGUAUUUGGUGGUAUUCGUGGCCUACAGAAGAGUCUGGUUGAGUCACUUGAGUCCUUCCUGCAGACAGGCAGUCAGACCAAAACAUCUUGGGAAGAAAACUUCAUUUCUGACCAAGCACUGAUUACAGCUUGGUCAGAAAUCCUACAGUUGUGCCUCUUCCCAGGUCUAGGUUUUGUGAAAGGAGUAUUUCCCAUCAGGAGACUGGGAAUCACAUAGCUUCAUAGCAAAACAUCCACUGGCCAGCCAGGUCGUGUUCUUGCUCUUGAUACUGUCUCAUAAUUUCAUUUUAUUUUCCAUGCCAGCAGGGAUGGAGCUGGGUAGUGCAUGGUAGACUUAUGCAUGCAGGCAAAGCAUGAUUCAGUCCCAUGUGGCCAUACCAGUCUAUGUAGCCGCCCAAAGGAGGCUCUUAAGACUUGACAUAUGAAGUACCUCUUAUUGUGGAGAAAGUAAAAACUCUUCUACUGUAUUAGACCCCAAAAAAAUGUUUUCCAGGGAUAUGGCAGGAUUGAAUUCAUGCAGAGGGUGAGAGACACCAUAUCAAACAUUGCUGUGAUAAAAUGGGAGGCAGGUGAUCAACAUGGCAUUUACCAGAGUGCCCGAAACUAUGCAAGAAUAAACUAGUGGUGGGUUUGCUGGGAUGAUUUGAGAUGAUUGCGUCCUAUUGAAAAAUCUUUGACUUUUUUUACUCUGGUCGUUCUUCCCCAGCAUUUCUAUGUAUUUCAGAUUUAUCAGUGAACAGGAUAUUUUUCUGCUCUUCUCCAUCCCUUUUUGCUCGAGCUUGUCUCUGCCAGCCUAACAUGCCUAUUAGUGCUUUGAUUGCAAAAAAAAAACCUGUUUAUUUUCAAGCUGAUUAUUUCUGUCCCCAAGCUGUUCUGGCGCCGCAGGAUUCACUGUUGGUGCUUCUUACAGUUUUGGAAACAGUGGAAUCACAAAAUAGAAGGAAAAUAUAUAUUAUUAAUUAUAUUAAGCCAAAAAUGGUUUAAGACUGUAAUUUAGUUGGGGAGGAAGGCAGGAAGCAAGAUCAAGAUUAUUUUAGUCACUUUUUUUCCCCUUGAAAACAGGCUUUUGUUGUGUCAGAGAGUUAAUUAUGGGCAUGGUGAAGGUUUCUGUUUGUUGAUAAGUAGCUCUAUAGAUAAAAUUCUUAAGUAACUGGCAAUAUAGUGGUGUCUUCUGUGCUUGCCCAUUUUGUAUAAGAACCAUAGAAUCAUAGGGACACCUUCCACUAGAUCAGGUUGCUCAAAGCCUCAUCCAAUCUGGCCUUGAACACUUCCAGAGACAGUGCAUUCAAAACUUCUCUGGGCAACCUGUUCCAGUGCCUCACCACCCUCACAGUAAAGAAUUUCUUCCUAAUGUCUCAAUAUAAAUCUGUCCUCUUUCAGUGUCAAGCCAUUAUCCCUAUCCUGUCACUACAUGCCCUCUCCAGGUUUCUUGUAGACCCCUUUUAGGUUUUGGAAGGCUGCUAUAAGGUCUUCCUGGAGCCUUCUCUUCUCCAAACUGAACAAACCCAACUCUCAGCCUGUCUUCAUAGGAGAACUGCUCCAGCCCUCUGAUCAUCUUCAUGGCUCUUCUUUGGACUCCCUCCAGCCAGUCCAUGCCAUUCAUAUGUUGGAGACUCCAGACCUGAAUGCAGUAAUGGCCAUAAGAGACUGUAAAAUUUUUCCCAAAACAUGUGAAGGAGAACUGCAGGGGAAAAGACAUGCAAAGGAAGACUAUGUAGGCUGGACGGUAGCUGGGGAUGGGGGUAUUCGUCACAGCUUUAGAGGCACUGUGUAGCAAUAUUACUUAUCAUGGUGCUGCUCCUUUCUGACUAUUAAUUACGUUUACUUCCAUGAAAUCUGUGGUUGUUAACCAAUCUUUUUACUUCCUCCCUGCCACCAGGUAAUGAGCAAUGAGAUGCUUCAGAGGGCUGGGGGAAAGAUUGGUGGCGGUAGGAGGCACUGAUCUCUGGGGAGUUCUUGUGUAUCUCUGUGUGUGUCCUUAUUGCUUGUAUCCCCCUUCCUUCUUCUGUAGCCACCUUGCCUCUCUCACACAUACCCUUAUGCUCUUGAUCUCACUAGUUUAUAAAGAAUGUAAUGCCCCAUAGACUUGGCUAGACGACGGGGAUAAAAAUAUAGCUCAUCUUAUUAGAAAGCUAUCUCAGGAAAGUCUAAGAGCACUGGCUUGGUCAUCUGUCGCACCCUGAUUCCCUUCAUAUGUUUAGAAGUACUUUAUUUUUAGCUACCUGCUGCAUUCAGCUAGACUCUAUGCAAAUUUUAUUUAAUGAAUAUUUUAGGGUUUAAAUAGUCUGUGCUCAUUAACAUUAUAUAAAUGUCAUGUUGUUUCUGGCUCUCCAGUAAAGGCAUGGAGAACAUCCUGCAGCAUAAAGCUGAAACCAGAUGAAAUUGGUGGUUAAUACUCCCAGGGAAGGCAGCAUAGCUGUCCUCAGCAGGGACAUUAGCAGUGUGGUCAGGGGAGAGUACCUGAAGGAGCACCCAUGGGAGAGCGGCAGCAUCUCCUGCUCUGCACCAAGAGUCAUACUGCUGGGUGCAGGCAGCUGGUUUAGGGUCAGUUUUUCCCUUCCAGAGGCUUUGGGAAGUCCUAGGUAUGCAUGGAUCAUAUACCAGAUCAUAUGUCAUCCCAGAUCAGUUGGGAUGGUCUGUCUGAUGCUGAGACUAGCCAGGAUAGCUCGGAAAUCUACCUUUUUCGCAUUGGAUUAGCUUUUUACAGGUGCUUACUGUUGAUUGCAUUUGGUGCACCAGACAGAUGAUGAUAGCCUUCUCCAGCAAAAUGCCAACAAAAACAAUCAACCUAUUUGCUGGGGUUUUUUUUAUUUCUUCACCUUCCACAUAUUUUCUUAUCUUUCUACUCCUUAAAUACACUGUACACAUGUAAAAAACCAAGCUAAAACCUCAAUAAAUAAAACCAAAAAUA